Messenger RNA from Guillardia theta CCMP2712, 1092 nucleotides. RefSeq lists its product as hypothetical. The transcript has a single exon. Bases 1 to 1092 code for a protein of 363 amino acids. The record is from RefSeq and is a predicted model, not a curated record. NCBI's taxonomy places the organism in Eukaryota, Cryptophyceae, Pyrenomonadales, Geminigeraceae.
AUGGCCGAAAACCCACCGGCUGCCUACAACUGGUGCCUGAGCUCGAGAGACGUGUGCUCUUUCUACGAGAGGAAGCUCCUUCGGAGCGUGAAAGUUCCCUACCUCAUCAGAGACGUGAAACUGGGUGAGACGUGCACUUUGUCGCCGAAAGAGAAGAGAUUUCAAGGACAUUGGAUUCAUACAUUGGCUACAAGGGACCAGGGGGCGGAGGCUGGCCAGAACAAGCAAACUUUAGUUCUCCUUCAUGGCAUGGGCUGCGGGUUGAGUGUAUACCAUCAGUGCAUAGACGAGCUCUCCUCACGAUAUCAUGUCGUAGCGAUAGACAUGCCGGGGUUCGGCUUGUCCUCGCGACCCAAGUUCCCUGAGGGUGCGGAGGAAGUCGAGGAGAUGUUUGUGCAGGCGCUGGAGAUCUGGAGGAGGGAGAUGAAACUCUCUUCUUUCGUGCUCGGUGGUCACUCCUUCGGCGGCUACAUCGCAAGCUGCUUCGCGUUGAAGUACCCCAGCCUGUGCUCGAGCCUCGUCCUCAUCGACGCAUGGGGCUUCCCGGAGCUCGACCCGGAGAGGAUACGGAAAAUCUCUCCCUUCCUCAGGACCGUGAACCACAUUUUCAUGCACGUGACAGACCCGGUCUCUAUGCUCCGGAUGUUCGGCCCGCUCGGCUUCUCUGUGUUCCGGAGGUUCAGGAAGAGGAUGGUACGGCGGCUGGACCAGGAGACGGCAGACGCCCUCGUAUCCUACCUCUACCACUGCAACGUCUGCGACGUCCCCACCGGGCCCCGCGGUUUCCGCCACCUGUGCGGCCCUCUCGCUUUCGCCAAGCGGCCGCUGCUGCCGAGGGUGGAGGAGCUGAACGAGCUGCUUCCUGUCACGUUCAUAUACGGCCAGGAGAGCUGGAUCAACUCGGACAGCGGGUACGAGGUGCGGAACAGGAGGAGGAAGAUGCACACAGGAGUGCAUGUGAUAGCAGAGGCCGGGCACAACAUUCACUUCGACCAGCCCCACCUGCUGUGCCAUGCCAUUCUCAGCUGCCACCCGCCUCCUGCCCACCUGAAGCAGUUGGAGAUCCCUCGUGACUUCAAAUUUUCGGUGUGA